AUGGCUGGAGACUCUGGCCACAGGGGCGCCGAUGACCGGGGCCAUCGCAAGCGCCCUGCGAACGAUGAACCCCAGGACGAUCUCCCCCAACCCUACAACGCCAAAGAACUUCAACCCGCCAAGCGACGCGCCCUUUCGCCAUCCGAACAGCCGCGGAAGCAGAAGCGACCCGGCGCGCGCGCGCGAAUCUCAGAGGCCGAGCGAGAGGCCAUUCGACAGCGCCAGCUCGAUCGAGAGCGCCAAGCAGCCGCUCAGCAGGCUGCCGAGGAGGAACAGAGCAGGAUCCGGGGCAUCAACGAUGUCGUGAGACAGCACUACAACAAUGUGCCAGAGAGAGGGCGCGACUGGAGGACGAGAGACAGCAAGAUCAAGGGACUGCGCGUGUUCAAUAACUGGAUCAAGAGCUGCAUCAUCCAACGCUACUCGCCUGAUGAGGACCACACGCCCGGCUCGCGCGAGGCGGGUCGCUCCAGCGGUAAAGAAUUGCUCGUGCUUGACAUGGGCUGUGGAAAGGGCGGCGACUUGAACAAGUGGCAGCAGGCCCCUCAGCCCAUUCAGCUCUACGUUGGCCUGGACCCGGCCGACGUGAGUAUCGACCAAGCUCGCGAAAGAUACAGGGCAUUGAGCGGUCGUGGAGGGCGCGGAGGACGAGGAGGUCACCGAAGGCCACCCGCUCGUCUCUUUGAUGCGCGAUUCCACGUCAAGGACUGCUUCGGCGAGUCCAUCGAGAACCUUGACAUCAUUCAACAGGUGGGCUUUGAUCCUUCACCUAUGAACCGCCGGGGCUUUGACGUCGUCAGCAUGAUGUUCUCCAUGCACUACGCCUUUGAGUCGGAGAAGAACGCGCGAAACAUGCUGCGCAACGUCGCUGGUGCUCUCAAGAAGGGAGGCCGAUUCAUCGGCUGCAUCCCCAACUCGGACGUGCUCGGCGAGCGAGUCCGCAAGUUCAAUGAGCAGGCCGCUGCCAAGCGCGAGGCCAAGGAAAAGGAGGCCGACGGCUCAACAACGCCCCCCACCGCAGAACCCGAAGACGGCGAGCUGGAGGAGGGCGAAGCUGAACCCACUGCCGAAUGGGGCAACAGCAUCUACCGCGUGCGCUUCCCAGGCAAGACACCCGACGACGGCGUCUUCCGUCCCGCCUUUGGCUGGAAAUAUAACUUCUUUCUGGACGAAGCGGUCGAGGAGGUGCCCGAGUAUGUCGUCCCGUGGGAGGCAUUCCGUGCCCUCGCCGAUGACUACAACCUUGAGCUGCAGUUCCACCGCACCUUUCCCGAGAUCUGGGAGGCUGAGAAGGAUGACCCGGACCUGGGCCCUCUGAGCGAACGUAUGGGGGUUCGUGAGCGUGGUGGUGGCCCUCUGCUUGUCUCAGACGAGGAGAUGGAGGCUGCUAGUUUCUACAUUGGCUUCUGUUUCUACAAGGUGUAA
Fusarium keratoplasticum is the source of this 1425-nucleotide messenger RNA. Its product is annotated as MRNA cap guanine-N7 methyltransferase. Gene Ontology annotation, cellular component: nucleus. NCBI's taxonomy places the organism in Eukaryota, Fungi, Ascomycota, Sordariomycetes, Hypocreales, Nectriaceae. Gene Ontology annotation, biological process: 7-methylguanosine mRNA capping. The record is from RefSeq and is a predicted model, not a curated record. The coding region runs from base 1 to 1425 and encodes 474 amino acids. Gene Ontology annotation, molecular function: mRNA 5'-cap (guanine-N7-)-methyltransferase activity. The transcript has a single exon.